Messenger RNA from Podarcis lilfordi (Lilford's wall lizard), 4454 nucleotides. The record is from the annotation of a GenBank genome assembly. NCBI's taxonomy places the organism in Eukaryota, Metazoa, Chordata, Lepidosauria, Squamata, Lacertidae.
AUGAUAACAAAAUCAGGAGGAGAAUAUCCGUACCUCAUGGAAGCCUUUGGCCCAAUCCCUGCGUAUUUGUUUUCCUGGGCAAGUCUUAUCGUCAUCAAGCCCAGUUCCUUUGCCAUUAUUUGCCUCAGCUUUGCUGAGUACACAGCAGCUCCAUUUUAUCCGGGUUGUGACCCCCCCACAGUUGUCAUCAAGUGUCUGGCAACAGCAGCCCUCGGUGAGUAUUUGGCUUUUGAUCAGGAAGACAAAGGUAGCUGGAACUGUGAGUUAGUGACCUAAAACCAAAUGCAUACAGAGAUAACGGCAAAUAAUAGGCUUCCUUUUACACCGGUGCAAAUUUGUGGGUUAAUUUGGCACAAGCUGGAGGCAGCUGCUGCAUAACAGAAGCGAAGAGACUCUGCUAGGUAUCACAGGACCCUGGUUCAAAUUUCAUCUCUGCCAUGACCCCAUGUGAAGCCUAGGUCUCCCUUUUUGGGAACUUGGGAAUACUUAUAUAUGGCUCCUGCCAACGCCAGGGCAAGUAGAUAAAUAGGUGCCGCUGCAGCGGGAAGGUAAAUGGCGUUUCUGUGCACUCUGGUUUCCAUCACGGUUUCCCGUUGUGACAGAAGCGGUUUAGUCAUGCUGGCCACAGGACCUGGAAAAGCUGUCUCUGGACAAACACUGACUCUCUCAGCCUGAAAGUGAGAUGAGUGCUGUGCCCCAUAGUUUCCUUUGACUGGACUUAACCUUCCACAGAUCCUUUACCUUACCUGUAAAGAGGGCACAUGAUGAUGAGUGAAAUGGUUUGAACACUUUGAAUGCAGAGGAACAUAUGAAGCUACCACACAGCUGGUCAGUUUAUUUGUCCUUCUAGCCCAUUAUUGGCUACUCUGAGUGGCAGGAAAAUGAACUGGGAAGGCAGAUUCCAGGGGUACAGAAGCUUAUUUGUUGUGGUGACAUUUCUCGUGAACCUUCCACCCUUUCCUUUCUCUUAGUUACAAUUACUCUGGUGAAUGCCCUGAGUGUGAAGUGGGCGAGCUACGUACAGAACUUUUUUGCUGUGGCUAAAAUGGUGAUUGUCAUAAUUAUCAUUGUAAGUGGGAUUGUUCUUCUAGCCCAAGGUAUGUUAUGUUGAAGUCUUAGUUGCAGUAUCUAUCUAUCAUCUAUCUAUCUAUCUAUCUAUCUAUCUAUCUAUCAUGUAUCUUUUUAAUAUCACCUUCCUUGUAAAUAAAUUAAAAGCUGUUUAUGACAUACAUUAAAGAUAAGUCUCAAGUUUCUAAAAAGUCACAUUCCGUUUCAAUAUGUUUGAACAUCUAGCAUAAAAUAAUCUAUGGGUAAGUGCCCUUUGUGAAGUGGUGGUGGACCACAAAAAUGGGGAAGGGGUCAAGGAGGGUCAGUUGGGUGGUGGGUGAUCAAUGUACAUCUUAUUUUCCUUUGAGGAAUGAAUCUGGAAGAUAUGAUACCAAAACCACAAAAGGUCCAGUGGCAUCUUAGGCAAACAGAUUUAUCAGGGUGGGUGGGAGUUUUCACGGACUCUGAGCCAAGUUCCUCAGAUGCAAGUAAUGACAUGUUUCACUUUCCCUCCCCCAGGAAAUACAAAGAACUUCAACAAUUCGUUUGAUGGUCCCCCACUUUCUGUGGGUACCAUUAGUCUUGCAUUUUAUAAUGGACUCUGGGCCUAUGAUGGAUGGUAAUAUAAUUUUAUGACUGUCAUUAGCAGUUCAUGUCUUAUUUUGAUCUGUCUUUACUGCACUUUAACAAACAUGAAAGCAUUGGCACCUGAAGUCUUGCUGAAGAAUCACACCUGGAAAUAGUGUAGGGUGGGGAAUACUAAUUCUAAACUUAUGGUGACUUCCUGGUAGGCAUGAAAGGAGACAGAGCCCACCCACUUUUGUGGGGGAGAGCUAAGCAGACCAAGUGAAACUUGCUACCACAUGAUACAGUGAUGGCCAAUAGCUGAGAUGGCUUUUGAAGGCACCAACAAUAUCAGCUAGUCUUAGGUUGUUUGAAAAAGGAGUUAACAGCAUCUUAAGGUUAGAAGCACUACUUAGAGCCAGUUCAUAGGCACAAUAAAAUCUCUAAUCCAGUAGGUCUCUCCAGAUGUUUCCAUAGGUCGGUGUGUGUGUGUGUUGUCUUGAUGGUUGCUUCUCAUAUGGGAGGUGAAUGGAUGCCAGGUAUUAUAAAAGGAGGAAGGACUCAUAUUUGUUAAGGGCAUAUUUUUUUCCCUGAAGUAGUAAGGCUGUGUCUGGGCUGUAGUAUUUCAGAUGGCAGAUGGCAGCUCCUUCGUACUCAAUCCUCAGAAUAGACCCCUACACAUAGAAAAGAGCAUGUCACAGAAAAACAUAAUUGAGAAGCUUUUCCUUUUGUUCAGGAUAGCUAUAUGCAGGGCAUCAGGCUACCAAAGGCUGAUCUAAUGUAUGUUUUAAUGUACAAAGGAUUAUUUUUGCACAGAACAGGUGCAUAUAUUCUUGCUUGUUUAUUGAUACUUGCUGUUACUGUUGAAAGCCAUACUGGGCACUUGCUUCUGUGCAAAUGCAGAACACAAAUCAAAAUAGGACAUUUUCUACUUGGUUCUGUGAAAUGUCUCAUGUUGCUGUUGUUGGUAGUUGAAAGGGAAUUAUAAUUUCAGUAAAAAUAUGGUUUGCCACCAAGACUUACAUCCCAUAACUCUUUUAUCUGGAAAUUAAAUUCCACUGGGUUCAAGAGGGUUUCCUCCCAAAAAUGUGCAGGAUGCAAAGUAACAUUUUGGUACUUCUCCCCCCCCCCAUCCCUUCCAGGAAUCAACUUAAUUAUAUCACAGAGGAACUUAAAGAUCCUUAUAGGUAAGAAAAGUGCUGCAUCAGCUGACAGAACACCAUUUCUUUUUCCUCCUCCCUCACAGUCCCAUUGAAACAAGGAUUUCUAACCUGCCAUUCAGGGUACAGCCCUCCUCAGGCAGUGUGCAAAAAGUUUCACAAAGCAACAAUAAAAUCCAAUAAGCUGUUUUCUGAAACCAGGCCCAUGUCAGUGAACUGCAUCUAUACAGUCAGGAGGAAAUACUGUAUUUUUCCGUGUAUAAGCUGCCCCAUGUAUAAGAUGCCCCCUACUUUUUGGGACCCCAAAUUUAGAAAAUGGGCAUAUGCACUAUCCGUGUGUAAGAUGCCCCUAGAUUUGUAACCUUAUUUUAAAGUGAAAAAACUCUAGUCUUAUACACAGAAAAGUACUGUUCCAAGUCAUUUUGUUUCCUGAGGCAAAGGACAAGAUGGUUGCCACCUGCGGAAGCUGACUAGAUUGGCUGUUUUAGUCUGACAGUGCCCUUCAGAACCACCCAAGAUGGGAGAGGCUGUGUGGCACACCCAGCUCUAUCCUCCACCAGGGGGGAAAUGCCUGGGAACCCUGGAGGAACUGCCUCUGGCCACCAGCAUCUGCCACCCAAGGCAGUUGCCUCACUCUACCUAGUGGUAGAGAUGGCCCUGCAACCACCAACAACUGAGUGAAAUUAAAAGUCUAAAUACACAGCUGUUUAAAGCCAAACUAGAUGUAAUGUUUAAAUGUACAGAUUCAAUUAAUAUACAUAUAUCUUAUGAUGUUAAUGACCAGCAUCCAUGGGGGUGGGGUGGGGGCUGGUGCUUCCCCCUUAACCCUCCUCCCUCCCCAACUGCUUUGUCCUGCUGACCCUCCCAUCCAAGCUGCUAUUUACAUUGGGAAGGAAGCUCCUCCUCUGGUUCUGCUUGUGUGCCCACUCAUCUUGUAUUCUUAUGUUCUCAAUGCAAAUAUCAUUGCUGGAAGUUGGGUAGGGUGGGGGUGUUAAUCAGGACCAUAGGGUGGCAGAUGUCAUCUUAGAAGAUGUGUUAUUGUCACUCAAAUAAGAGACAAUGCUCAUUAUUUAAAAUUUGACAAUUCCCCCCUUUAGAAUUGUUCGGAUGCAAAUUUAUAUAGAAACCUAAAUGGUAAAUGAACUAAUAUUUCUUUAAUUGUGUAAAAACUUGGAUGUGUAACUGAUUGCAUAUCUCUUUAUAUUAUCUAGAAAUCUACCACUCUCUAUUGUUAUUGGAAUCCCUCUGGUCACAGUUUGUUACGUUCUGAUCAAUAUAUCCUAUUUCACGGUUAUGACGUCAACAGAACUUCUGCAGUCUCCAGCUGUCGCUGUGGUGAGUCCAAGUGGGGAAAUGUGUUGUUUUUCACCUCUGUACAAUUCACAGAGGAUGUUUUGAUACAAACAGCAGAACAAGAGUGGAAGUGGUUUAAGUAACACAAGGGAAAAUUUGUUCUCUAAAAAGUUGUGCAAGCUUUUUACUAAGUAUGUUUAAUUACUGCUGUAUCGUCACGUGUCCAGUUGGUUGACCUCUAGGUUUUAAAGAUGUGCAUUAUUUCAAUUCCUUCCAUCACAGACAUUUGGAGACAGGGUUCUUUAUCCUGCUUCCUGGAUAGUCCCUCUCUUUGUGGCUUUUUCUACCAUCGGGGCAGCCAAUGGGACUUGCUUUACUGCUGGAAGGUAA